UUUGAUUUUCAAAAACUCGCGGAAAAUCAAUUUGGGCAGCUGAAAUUUUUGUUGGAGGUUUCAGACCAUGCUGUUUUCAAAAAUCGUGUUCUCGUUCGAAUCAGAAAGCACUUCGAGAAGUUCGCCUGCCGGAUAAAUGAAGAAGAAAUGGGUUUCACGUAUCACUAUCGAUCCUACAGAAUUUCUGAUGGGAAAAAUUUCAUUUUGCAUUUGUGAAUAAUAUAUUUGAAUUUUCUAACAGCUGAAUUUACUUAGUUGGUUCUUUCAUUGUUUCGUUUACGUAGCAAGAGCACUUCUGCUGACGCAUUCUUGAGUCAGUGAAAAUUCUUUUAUUUGUUUUAAAAUGUUUACUCAAUUUUUUUCGCGAUUCUACGUACUGCUUCUUGAUGGUAGGAUUUGAAAGUCUUCGCCGUGUUGUUGUUUAUUGUUCGUAUGUCUGUGUACUACAUAUGUAUGUACUUACCUACCAUAUUCGUUUGCUUUUCGAUUUGACUCAUCAUUUUUUAUUGCGUUGAAGUUUUCUAUCGAAUUGAAAUAUUAUAAAUGCUAGAUUCCUAUUGUUUCUUGUCGUUUGUACUCGUAGUGUGUUGGUCGUAGCAGGGUGAUUUUUCUGCUGUUUUAUUCAUUUCUCGAAAAAAAAUUCUAGACAGUUGAAUUUUUCACUUUUUUCUGCGGAUUUAUUUACAUCUAACAUUGGUUCAAUCUUGAAAAUAGGCUACAAAAAUGCUAGAUGAUUGUCGAUCAGAACCAAAGUGUGGUCGGGAGUGACGAAACAGAAAACGCUGACACGCCUGCCAUACAUAGAAUACAUCCAAUGAUCGCCCUAAGUGCAAAAAUCUUCAACGAACGAAUCAAAGUGAAAUUUUCUCGAAACCGAUGCGAAUUAGAUAACAAAAAACCAUAUUACACCAGCACCAUAACGACAAAAAGUGAUCACCAGCCAGACGAAAAUAGCCAAACUACCACCAAUAAUAGCGAUACCGAAACCACACCUUUAAAUAAUUGCAAUCCAGAAGAAAACAGCGAAGGUACCAAUUCCGAUAUCGAAAACAGACCUUUAAAUAGUAAUAAUCAAGCCGAAGAAGAUACCUCGAGCUCGUGCGAAUCCGAAGAAAUGCCACCCAGAGGUCUUUCACCGAAUUUCGACUCGUUCGCGAGCCCUUCACCUAGCCCGAGUACUACCGAAUCAGAGAGUAAAUAUUCAUCGAAAACAUCCUUCGAAUGCGAAUUCUGCACGAAAACCUACAGCAAGUGGAAAAGAUUCAACAAACACAAGAAACGCCAUUAUGCGAAAAAACAAUUCAGUUGUAAAACGUGCAAUAAAGUUUUAACCAGUCGGACCGCGUGGUCUUAUCAUGUGAAAUCGGUCCACGAACGUUGUAAAGAUUUCAAAUGCUCUUAUUGCGACAAAGGAUUCGUCACGAAGCAACAUCUACUCAUACAUAUCAAGAACCAUAAAUACGUUUGUCAUUUUUGCGCGAAAUCUUUCACAGCUAGGUUCAAAUUAAGAGCACAUAAGGAAUGCCAUAGAAUAUUCGAAUGCCAUAUUUGCGAUAAAAAAUUCUUUCGAAAUCAUCGAUUGCAACGACAUAUAGAAGUAAUGCAUCCGGGUGCCGAAAUUAAGCCCUUGAUUAAAGACGAAACUCCUCCUCCGCCGAUUAAAAAUGAGCCUGAAAUGAAAGGCGAAGAAAUCUUACCUAGUUGUCAGGAAGAAGAAGAAGAUGAAAAUACAAUGAGCUGUGGAGAAAACGAUGAUGAAGAUGCUGGUUCAGAUGAAACCGACCCACCGAUUCCGACCGCAGAAGAAUGCCAGUAUUGUCGGGAAAUAUUCGCUUCCAAAGACGAUCUCGAGCAUCACUGGAAACUUACUGGAGAAAAUUUAUUCAUUUGUGCUCGAUGUCUGCACCUUUCCGAAGGUGAUAUCGCAUUUAGUUUACAUCUACUGACACAUAAUGAAGAAAAGAUCUUUAUGUGUACUCUAUGUUCGAAAACUUUCGUCAAUAUGGAACUACUGGAGGACCAUUUUACUACACAUGCCGGAUUAAAUGUAUAAUUCUUGUCAUGUUCAUUUCCACCGAUAAGUUUGACUUUGGUUCCUAUACGAAGAGACGUUGUUCCUGUUUUUUUAAAAUUAUUUUUUUAAAAUUUUUCCGUAAUAUGUGUGUUUAAUUUUACCUACCUAUUAUUUCACGUGGUUGAAAACACGAGUAAUUAGAUUCGAGUUUAUUGUUUUUCGCGUGUGUUUUUAUGGUGCGCCUUAAUAGAGGUGAAAAAAAUUUUGGAGGUAUGAAAUAGAAGUACCUUUUUAUUGUUGUUACUUUCUUUGUUUUUUUUUUUACUUGUGUGUGUGUCUAAAGACUGUUUUAUUUUUGUUUUUUCGUGUUGUUUUCUUCGCGUAUAUUAUAAGAAUGAUUGUUUUUUUCUUCUUUUUUUUACAUUGUGUUAAGAGUGUUGUUUGUUUUUUUUCUUCCUUUUUUUUAUCUUAUGUUUAGAAAUUUUUGUAUUUUCUUCUUGUCUUUUCUUUCCAUCUUCGAUCUCAAUUCUAAAUUGAACCGAUUGUAUGAUGAAUAAAUUUUUUUUUUACGAA
Molecule: messenger RNA, 2587 nt
Organism: Planococcus citri (citrus mealybug)
Lineage: Eukaryota; Metazoa; Arthropoda; Insecta; Hemiptera; Pseudococcidae
Product: zinc finger and BTB domain-containing protein 41-like
Exons: 2
Coding region: 731-2053 (440 amino acids)
Biological process (GO): regulation of DNA-templated transcription
Molecular function (GO): RNA polymerase II cis-regulatory region sequence-specific DNA binding; DNA-binding transcription factor activity, RNA polymerase II-specific
Source: RefSeq, a predicted model, not a curated record